Nomia melanderi (Alkali bee) is the source of this 5126-nucleotide messenger RNA. The record is from RefSeq and is a predicted model, not a curated record. NCBI's taxonomy places the organism in Eukaryota, Metazoa, Arthropoda, Insecta, Hymenoptera, Halictidae.
AUGGCCGCGUUUGAGUAAUUGUCGCGUGUUGUUGCUCUUAGACAGACGGUGGUAUUCUGUGUGUUUUUAUUUAUGACGCGUGAAAUUAUACAUGGUGUUUCAUUAAGUGAAUUAUAGUUUCGAUAAAUAUAUUAAAUUCAUAAGCAUUUUACGUAAUCUUCGAUUAUAUAUAUCGGGUAAAUAAAUCAUGUAUCGGUUUGCGUCGCGCUAGUAUUGUCACGCGCAUGCCCGCGGGAAUGUGUAUGCGGAAGAAGCGGACUGUUUACUAACAAGUGACUGAAGAACUUUUUUUGGGCUGAUGAAGAUCAAUGUAUUACGACUGCUUGAGAUCAACGGUGUGCUUCCCGAUGUUCGGCGUAAUUGUUCGCCGGUGGAUGGGGUCGUCGCGGCCAUAAACCCGAUCAGCUGGAAGGAGAUUCGAAGCCGCGGAGGCGUCGCCAGCGUGCCGAACAGCGUGGCGCCUUCACCGCCUGCCUCCGGAAGGAUGCAGAACACGGAGACGCAGGUACAGCAGGACGGGGCGUCCGCCCUGCACAGGGUCCUGUGCGCGGAGAGCUUCGCGGAGAAGGAACGAAGACUGUCCGAGAUGAUCCUGCAGCUGCAGCUGCUCAGGGAACAAUUGCUGCAACAGCAAGAUCAGACGAAGUCGUAUCCUGCGCACAUGACCGUCGACUCGCAGAAGCAGAUCGAGAUGCAGCGGCUGCAAACGGAGCACUUGAAGCGGCAGCAAGAGCACAUCAUGCAGCACAACAUCCAGGAGCUACAGGCGCAGAUGACAAAGAGCCAGCUGAGCAUGUCGGGGCCGCAAUCCUUGAUGUUCCUGCCGUUUCUCGAACAGCUCAGAGGGGUGGCCGUGCAAUCGCCUAUGCCGCCACCGCCGGCCACGUCGACCGCCACCACUAACAAACAUAUCAAUUCGAUCGCUAACAUGAUCAGCAGCCACCGGGAAGGUCCGAGCUGGGCGACGGCGCAUCUGGCGCAGAUGACCACGCAGAUGGAGAAGGAACCGUCGCCGACGCCAAUCUCGUCCGCGGUCGCGCCCACCGCGCCGCCCCUUCAGGACCUCGACGCGCCUCUGAACCUUACCAAGCCGAAGUCCUCGUCUUCGGGAGCCACGGCGUCCUCGUCCUCGCCGGGGAGCGACUCCCAUUCGACCGGGGCAGGAAGCAGCGGCCAACAGGAGCAACCGUUGGCCGCGACCGUUCCGAAACUCUUUCCACCUGGGCUACCAAUGUCGCGGAACUACUUGACGACGCUUCCGUACGCGGGCCUGCCGCCUCAUCUUAGCUCCCUUUCCUCUACGAUGGGCAAGGUGAUGGCCAAAGACGAGGCCGUUGGACCGGGUGGUUCUGUGGCGGCCGCAGCGGUCGCUGCCGUCGAGAAGCAUUUCGCGAUGCACGGGAUUUAUGGUCUGCCACCGAGCGCAGGUGCGAUGCCGCCGUCACCUCAAACUCAACGACCGAUCAAGCAUUCUGGUUCCCGGGAGGAGGCAUCGCAGGAGGAGCAAGACUAUCUCUCGACGCCUCACAUGUGGCGGGAGCCGGGUUACAAGGUACCGGAAGACAUAACGGAAAAAGCGAAAAUGGUGAGACAGCAGAAAAGGGAGAGCGAGAACAAGCCACAUAUCAAGCGGCCUAUGAACGCGUUCAUGGUGUGGGCCAAGGACGAGCGUAGGAAAAUAUUGAAGGCGUGCCCGGAUAUGCACAAUUCGAACAUAUCCAAAAUACUCGGUGCUCGGUGGAAAGCGAUGUCCAAUUCCGAGAAACAGCCAUACUACGAGGAGCAGUCCCGAUUGUCGAAGCUGCAUAUGGAGAAGCACCCGGACUACAGGUACCGGCCGCGGCCGAAGCGCACCUGCAUCGUGGACGGCAAGAAGAUGCGGAUCUCCGAGUACAAGUCGCUGAUGCGGCAACGACGGCAGGAAAUGAGGCAGCUCUGGUGUCGCGACAGCGGGGCAGAGAUGGGAUUCCUCUCGCCGGUCGGCUCGGACAUGAGCUCGCAACACCACCCGGGAUCGGGUGCCGGUCCAUCGGGGAGGCCGUCGGUGUCGCCGCCCGCGACGAUGCUGAACGGCGGCGCGGCCGGUCCCAGCUCCGAUCAUCCGUCGUUCUACUACCCGCAGGACAGCCUGUCGCCGUCCGACAUGAUGAACUUCUCGCCGGAGAAUUCCGGAUCCAUCGGCGGCUACGACGCCAGUCCGCGGCACCACGACGAAGAUUGAACCGCGGCUCCGGGUCAGCCGCCAUGGCCGCCCGGAGCUUCAUCGUCCACAGCAGCUUCAACGUCCAGACUCGGCCACGAGUUGUUCUGGUAACUGCACGCGUCCCCGAAGACAGUUCUCGGUCCACGGGUUGAGACCCGAUGGACGGACCAGGUACACUGUGCCGGAGUAGACGCGAUACGACCGCCCACGCGAACGUGAAAGUCGUCGAAGGAGGAACGUUCUCGAAGAGUGACACCGAGCGUUCCGAAGCCUCGCUCGUGAGGUUGUGAUAUAACGAUUUAUUUCUGUGCCAUCGUACGUACGACACGCGGACCCUCUCCCGCGGAAUUGGAGCGGCCAGCGCCGUUUCCUGGACCCGCCGUCGUUGUCGUCCGUCUUCUUGCGGUCGCUCAAUCCGGUACACGUAUCGACGUUCCGGACGUGUCCUCGGAUGAUCGAGGUGCACGAGGGCUUCUUGGGACGAUACCGAUUGAAGCUUCGAGGAACGCCCGGGGAACGUGGGAUUCGAUAGGCGAGGCUCGAUGAUGACUUCGCCGGCGGGAAGGUUGAUAAGGGACACGAGCGACCGGUCGAGACGAAGCGGACCGUGUCCAACGUGGCGACGCGCGCGGUGCAUUCUCUGUUCUGUGUAAUCAAAAGCCGCGAGUGAAGCGACGGAGUCCGCGAACCGAUGAUACGGUCUGAUAGGUACUUUUCUAGAUGCGCCGGGAUGCACGCACGAGUACUCGGGCUCGGGGUGAAAUGUCGGCGACAACCGCGCACACCUCUCGGGUGUUCGAAUGGAAGCGCGAGCAUAGGAUUAUACAUAAAUAAAUGAAUAAAUAAAUAAAUAAAAACGAAAUAUAUAUAUAUAUAUGUAUAUAUAUACAUACAGUUAUGUAUAUAUAUGUAUAUAUAUACACAUACCUGAUUUUUCGUAAGACUGCCAUGUGUGUCACGUGUGAGCAGGCGAAUGGAUUCGACGCAGUCACCGAUCGGACUCGGCCCUGACAUCGCGUCUCGACGCCGCGUUUGAUACAUCGCGAGACGAUCGUGACACGUAUAUGUUUACAUAUAUACAUGUAUGUGCGAGGUACGGUGCGCGGCCAAAAAGUCUUGUUCCUAUUCCUUCUAGUGUGUGUGUGUGCGUGUGUCCAGCGACACGGUACCUCCGCUCGGCCGUGUCGGGGGAUCGAGAAGCGAAGAGAAGAAAAGAAGCUGAUCCGUUCUAUAUCGCAUCUUCACCAAGCGUGGCGCGCGUAUCCCGGCUCGUACACGCGGGACACGCGUUUCACAUCGUUCUAAAUCCAGCGGUCCUUUUUUCCGUAUUAUCACGCAAUCACUUAUUAACCGGUUAUUAGCACGAGGACCGGGAUAUAGGGGGCAGGGGGAAAAACAGAGGGCACAAACAGCGAGAGGAAACGGGUGGUAACUCUGUCACGCGAUUCUCCUGACCGCCAUGUUGGCCGCUUCGUUCGAUCUGAGAUCACUUGAUAGUACUUAUAGUAUUUUCGUCGUUAAUUUAUUCACCGUAAUCGCAACGAGCGGUUCGCGAAGUCGGUUGGUCGCUCGAGAUCGUCUUGAACCCCCUGUCCGAUCCGUCUUCAUAGAAACCGGAAGCGUCUGACGCGAAUGCUGGCCGGAGGAAACGAUACGGAGCGACCAAUAGAAUUCGCCACGACAGCGGAGCCGCGACAGAGCGGACGAUCGAACGGGAACGCGAUUGUUGGAACACGAAGAAGAGAAUUUUUCAAAAGAUAACCAGAAACAAUGGAGAGCCGUGGUGGUGGGAUACACGAGCGAGAAUGAUUCGGGGAACGGGAAUGGAUGGGGGCACGCGCGACGUCAAUUUUUUAGUACAAUGUUGCUGUAAGAAGGGUGGAAAAUUACGGGGAGAAGGGAAUUAGCGUUAUUUAUUGAAAACGAUGCGUGUGAAACGGGAACGAUCAAAUUCUAAUGAGACGUUGUGUUUUGUUUUUCGGGUAUCCGGAGCACUGUUACGUUUUAUCCCAUUUUUUGUCGAGUUGCGUUUCGCAGUAGAGCGCCUGCGGAUGAUGGAAAGGUUAAGUCGAUGGAAACUUAUCCUGCGAACAUGUUCACUGUAUUGGCUCGGUGCUAGGGUGACAAGGGGGGCGAGCACCGAUAUCGCAAUAACGACUUUGUAGCUAGGGCGUGUAAAUGUCUCGUGGUUCGAGAGAACGUGUAUCGGAAAUCGGACGGCAAAGAUUGGGGAGCUCGAUGUGAUAAUAUUUAUGUGCCAAAUAGCGUUUUCGCGGACCGGUGGCUGCUUGAGUACGGAGAGAGAGAGAGAGGAAGAGAGCGUGAGUGAGGGAGAGAAAGAAAAGAAAAAAAGAGAGGACGAGUGAGAGGCAGAGAGUAUGAGAGCACGGCCAUCCGGUUCCGGGUCGCGGCGGAAGUUGGCUCGACGUGAAAAACACGGAAACUUUUACGUCUCUCCUUUUUCACCGUUUCUUUUUGUUAUUUAUAUAUUGUAAUCAGUGCAAUUCUAUACAAGGUACCUAAUAUAAUUUUAUAAAGAGAGCCAGUAUCCUCGAUGCAUCUGCGCCCGUGUUUCGGGCCGGUUCGGGUUCAAAUACCGCGGCCGGCGGCAGAUACGAUAGCUUAAUGUUGAUAUAAUAAUUUAUUUUAUGUAUAUACAAUGGAUUUGUACAAUUGUGUCGGCGGUAUUCAUCGAUCAGAACGGCCCGAUGCAAGAGAACGUGUCAAAUACUAUUAAUGUACAGUGUAACUAUAUUGUGAUGUAUCCGCGUAGCGACAUUAUAUGAUGUAAUUACCCCACGAGGACACCGUAGAUUUAACGAUGUUAAAAUUGCGAUUUGCAUAUUCUUAUUUUCAUGGUCAUUAUUAUGUCUAUUAUUAUCCUUAAUAUUAUUACUACUGUCAUCAGUUUUAUUUAGUACUA